CAAUUUGACAGCUGUUCGCGCCAAAACGCCAGUUUUGCCGCCGCAAACUUAUUUUAUUGUCAAUUCAGCUACAAGCAGCAGCAACAACGCGCUCUUAAAAUUUUUGCAUAAAUUCGCAUUUUAGUAGCAUAAUAAGAUAAACGCGUAAUCAUGUUUGAGGCACGUCUUGGACAGGCAACUAUACUUAAGAAAAUCCUGGAUGCCAUCAAGGAUUUGCUAAAUGAAGGCACAUUCGAUUGCAGCGAUUCUGGCAUUCAGCUUCAGGCCAUGGACAACUCGCAUGUGUCGCUGGUGUCGUUGACACUCAGAUCGGAUGGCUUCGACAAGUUCCGCUGUGAUCGUAAUCUUUCCAUGGGCAUGAAUCUGGGCAGCAUGGCAAAAAUAUUGAAGUGUGCCAACAAUGAAGAUAAUGUGACGAUGAAGGCACAGGAUAAUGCGGACACAGUCACCAUCAUGUUCGAGUCGGCGAACCAGGAGAAGGUCUCCGACUACGAGAUGAAACUGAUGAAUCUCGAUCAGGAGCAUUUGGGCAUUCCGGAAACGGACUAUUCUUGCGUGGUUCGCAUGCCGGCAAUGGAAUUUGCUCGCAUCUGUCGCGACUUGGCUCAAUUCAGUGAAUCGGUUGUCAUUUGCUGUACGAAAGAAGGUGUCAAAUUCUCUGCUAGCGGCGAUGUUGGCACUGCCAAUAUUAAAUUGGCUCAAACUGGUUCCGUAGACAAAGAGGAGGAGGCUGUAAUCAUUGAUAUGCAGGAGCCGGUCACGCUCACAUUCGCCUGUCGCUACCUGAACGCCUUCACCAAGGCAACACCGCUCUCCACUCAGGUGCAGCUGUCCAUGUGCGCCGAUGUGCCGUUGGUGGUGGAAUACGCCAUCAAGGAUCUGGGUCAUAUACGCUACUACCUGGCGCCGAAGAUCGAGGAUAAUGAAACAUAGAAAUAUCUAUAUCGUAUUCAUACUACCAAUAUAUACCACAUAAUUCACUCACAUAGUUUGACAUACUAAUUAUUAAGACUUUACAGCGCAGCAUUUCAUCCAUUGGCCAAUAAAUAAAUACAUUUUC
Messenger RNA from Drosophila grimshawi, 1060 nucleotides. RefSeq names its product proliferating cell nuclear antigen (gene PCNA). The transcript is spliced from 2 exons. Lineage: Eukaryota; Metazoa; Arthropoda; Insecta; Diptera; Drosophilidae. The record is from RefSeq and is a predicted model, not a curated record. Gene Ontology annotation, molecular function: DNA binding; DNA polymerase processivity factor activity. Gene Ontology annotation, cellular component: PCNA complex. Gene Ontology annotation, biological process: leading strand elongation; mismatch repair; translesion synthesis. Bases 151 to 933 code for a protein of 260 amino acids.